Molecule: messenger RNA, 2268 nt
Organism: Nicotiana tabacum (common tobacco)
Lineage: Eukaryota; Viridiplantae; Streptophyta; Magnoliopsida; Solanales; Solanaceae
Source: RefSeq, a predicted model, not a curated record
AUGGCAGAGAGUGCUAUAACUUAUUUGGUACAUCAGCUUUCAACCUUGCUCAAUGGUGGACAAAAAUUUCUUGAAGGAAUUCAAGAAGAAAUUGUUCAUAUCAGGGAUGAAUUUGGAAAGAUGAGGACUUUCUCAAGAGUAGCUGAUGCAAAAGAAGAAAAAGAUGCUGAAUUACAAGUAUGGAUCAAGCAAGUACAAGACCUUGCACAUGAUGUCCAAGACAUUCUUGAAAAACAUGUUGUUAUGUGCAACAAUUUUCAAGAUAAGGGAUCAUGGCCACGGAAAAAAUUCCAUCUUUCAUUUUCGGAGAAGUUAUUUGAAGCUCAGCAUGAUAAUCUUUCAAUGUUAUUGGAAGGCAUCAAAGUCCGUAUCGUCAUCAUUUCUGAAGGACAUAUAACAUUUCUUCAGAAAUAUGGUGUUAUAGUAAGUGCUGAGAGUAGAAACAUUAAUACAUGGUGUGAUAACCAUGAAGAAGUAGUUCUUCAUGAUGAUGCAGAUCUGUUAGAAUGGAAAUUGCAUUGUAUAGUUGGAAGUAGAGGUAUAGGGAAAACCACCCUAGUCAAGAAAGUCUAUGAUGAUGCAGCGGUGAAAAAGCAUUUCAAUCAUACACUGUGGCUUGAGAUUCCAAGGGUUUCUGAUGUUAAGGAGCUAAUGAAGAACAUGAUUACUAUAAACAAUGACCAUUCCCGUCGAGUCAUUGAAGCCAUGGAUACUAACAUGUUGGCACAGUUCAUCCGACAACUCAUUGAGUCAUCAAGGUACUUUAUUGUCCUUGAUGAUGUCCCUGACAUUGGUACAUGGAGGGCUCUCAAAUGUACAUUUCCUAUUGAAAACUGUGGCAGCAGAGUCAUCUUCAUAUCGCGUUUUGCUGAACUAUGCCGUAACAUUUGUGUGGAAACUGGCGGUAUUUUCAGGCAGCCUAGUAUGUCCUCCACCCUUGACGCAAAUCUCCAAAGACAUCGUAGAAAACUGCAACGGUUUUCCACUGGCAUUUUUGGUGAUUGCUGGUGCACUGGCCACCAAAGGGAACAAUACAGAGGCAUGGGAGUUGUUUCACGGCAGCCUUGUUGGCAAGCUACAAGAAGCUUGAUCCAAGUUGCUAGAAAGUAUCCUGAUGGAAGGUUAGAGACAUUCAGAAUCCAUAACUUGUGGUAUGAAUUCAUUCUUUCCAAGUCAAGAGAAAGGAGUCACAAGGUCAGACAUCUAGUAAUCCAGGAUCAUUUGUCUAGUGAUAUACAAGACAUUGAUCAGUUUAAGCAUCUUCGCACUCUAAUAACGCUCGGGUCAUCAGCUUCUGUCUCUAGUUCAUUAUUGUUGAAGCUGUUAUCUGGCAGUUUUAAGCUGCUCAAGUGUCUAAACUUGAGGAGCACUAAGAUAAAACAUAUCCCAGGAUCAAUAGGGAAGCUUGAGAACCUUGAGUUCUUGGACCUAAGGGAGACAUUGGUAAACAAAUUGCCAGUCGAGAUACUAAAGCUUCAACAUCGCCAUAUCUUCAUUAAUCGCUUUGCUGCUGGUUAUAUACAUGGUUUUGAAGCUCCUAAGAAGAUAGGGACUCUUGUGUCUUUAGAAAUGGUGAAUCGUAUAAAUGCCACUACAAGCACAGUGAUUGAAUUGGGAAAGUUAACAAGACUAAGAAUGUUGUACAUCGCGAAGCUGAGAAGAAAACAUGGAAGGGAUCUUUGUUCUUCCCUUGACAAGUUGAUAAAUAUUCAACAACUAACUAUCUCAUCUUUUGGGGUGGGUGGCAUAAUUGACUUGCACUAUCCCCUACAUUCUACACACUCAUCCCUUCGAACAUUAGUCUUUGAAGGGUGUUUGGAGAGCUUUCCCCAAUGGGUAACAUCUCUUCAAGCCUUAGCCAUUGUUGUUUUAAGAGGGAGCAAGUUAAUGGACAAUGCACUAGAAACUCUUCAAGAUUUGCCCAGCCUUGUCAAACUCGUGCUAGACCGAGCCUUCGAAGGAGAAGAAUUGAGGUUCGGGGCAGGUAGAUUCAAGAAGCUGAAGAUAUUAUGCAUUUGGCACUCUACAAAGUUGAGACAGACGAAAGUGGAAGAGGGUGCAAUGCCUUUUCUUGAAGAGCUUCAACUGUGCAACUGUGGAUUAAUGGAGGAUUUGCCCUUUGGGAUUGAGCAUUUGAGGAAGCUUGGUUAUCUUUUGCUGGAAGAAAUUUCUGAAAAGCUGUUAAUGACUCUGCAGCUUAAGGACAGUCAAAGUGGGGAUUACUGGAAAAUUGCUCAUAUUCCUAAAGUUCAUGUGAAAAUGUUGUAA